Molecule: messenger RNA, 1293 nt
Organism: Trypanosoma grayi
Lineage: Eukaryota; Euglenozoa; Kinetoplastea; Trypanosomatida; Trypanosomatidae
Product: protein kinase
Exons: 1
Coding region: 1-1293 (430 amino acids)
Biological process (GO): protein phosphorylation
Molecular function (GO): protein kinase activity; ATP binding
Source: RefSeq, a predicted model, not a curated record
AUGGAGACGUUUUCAUCAAUUCUGGGAGUUAGCAGCGCAAGUGGGGACUUCAAAUACAUCAAAAGGAAGCUUAUAGGAAGUGGCUCGUAUGGUGAGGCAUGGCUUGUUGAGCGUGUGAAGGACCACGCCAUCUUUGUGGCAAAGGUGAUGAAUCUGGAAAAGAUGUCACUUCGUGACAAGCAGUAUGCCUACAGCGAGAUCAAGUGUUUGGCAAACUGUCAUCACCCCAACAUUAUCCAAUAUCUUGAAGAUCACGAGGAGAAUGAACAGCUGCUUAUUGUUAUGGAGUUUGCCGACUCUGGGGACCUUGAUAGGCAGAUAAAGGCUCGCAUGGCUGAUACCGUUCGCCACUUUCAAGAGCAUGAGGCUCUAUUCCUAUUUUUGCAGUUGUGUCUUGCCCUUGAUCAUAUCCACAGCCAUAAAAUGUUGCACCGCGAUAUCAAAGGGGCGAACAUCCUUCUUACAUCUACGGGGCUGAUCAAACUGGGUGAUUUUGGUUUCAGUCGUCAGUACGAUGAUACUGUUUCAGGUGUAGUGGCGAAUACUUUCUGUGGUACCCCGUAUUAUUUGGCCCCUGAGCUCUGGAACAAUCAGAGAUACAGCAAAAAGGCGGAUGUAUGGUCGCUGGGGGUUCUACUAUAUGAAAUUAUGGCCCUCAAAAGACCGUUUACAGCCACCAGUAUGAAGGGUUUGAUGGCUAAGGUCCUCAGCGGUGACUUUGCUCCACUUCCUGAGAAAUUUUCUACAGACUUCAGAAGUCUCGUUGGCAACAUUCUCGUUGUUGAUGCGAAUAAAAGACCCAGUGUUCGGGAAGUUUUUCAGAUGCCCUAUGUAAAGGAGGGCCUUAAAUUGUUUAUGCAAACGGUGAAGAAGAAUACGCGAAUUGCUGAAUGUGUGAAGGAGUCUCUUAUUAAUCACGUGACGGAGAUUUUGUCUUCUGAGCCAGUGCCUGAGUCCAACAGUGGUUUGGUGGGGAAAAUAAACCACGAUGUGAUCUUUCGGGGCUGCGUGAAGAAACUUGGUGGCGGUGGUGGACGCUCGUGGAAAGAUCGGUACUUGCAGGUCGUUCGCGGCCACCUGAUCUUGUCAGAGAAUGAGUCCGACCAGGAGGGAAAAGCACUGAGCCUUGAGCAGGUUCAGAGUGCCUGUCCAGUGCCGCUUGGCACAGCCAAGAGGGAAUUUGUUUUUGCGCUGAACACCAUCGGUGGCAAGUCGAUGUGGUUUCAGGCUGAAUCCCAUGAAAAAAUGGAGAUGUGGAUUCAUGCAAUACAGUGUGGACUUGGUGUUUCUUGA